AUGGCUAAGAGAAUUGCAAUUAUCGGGGGAGGGAGCAGUGGGUUAACAGCAAUCAAGACCUGUCUAGAGGAAGGUUUUGUGCCAGUGUGUUUCGAGAGGUAUUCAGACAUCGGCGGAAUUUGGUAUUACAACGACAGUGUGGAAGAAGGGAGGGCGAGCGUCUACAAAUCGUGUGUGAUCAAUACGAGCAAAGAGAUGAUGGCUUACAGCGACUUUCCAAUGCCGGUGGAAUUUCCGCCCUUCAUUCCACACCACAUGCUGCUUGAGUACCUCAGAAUGUACGUGGAUCAUUUUAAACUCCUCCCGUACAUACGAUUCAACACACCGGUAAAGAACAUUAGCAAAUCUCCCGAUUAUGACACUACCGGACGCUGGACAGUGCAGUUCACCAAUGACAAUGAAUCUAAAGAAGAACUAUUUGACGGUGUUAUGGUCUGUACAGGCCACCAUCAUAUCCCACACAUGCCCUCUUUUAAAGGACAGGAAGUUUUUGCUGGGCAUUCAUUUCAUUCCCAACAAUACCGAACGCCGGAUUGCUUCAGAAAUAAGAGAGUCUUGGUUAUCGGUAUUGGAAACUCAGCAGUGGACAUUGCCGUAGAUGCCGCAUCAACCGCAUCCCAGGUUUUUCUCAGUACCCGCCGGGGUGCCUGGGUGGUCAGCAGGAUGGGCAUCUGGGGUCUUCCUAACGACAUACUGGCUAACAGCAGAGGGGUGUUCAAAAUGGGCAGACGAGCAAUGCAGGCCAUGGUGGAGAAAAUGGCAAACUUUCGUUGUGAUCAUGAGGUGUAUGGACUGAAGCCGCUUCAUCGAGGUCUCGAGGCCCAUCCAACCAUCAACGAUGAACUACCUCAGCAGAUCAUGAAAGGAAAAGUGAAAGUAAAAUGCAACGUCUCCCACAUGACGGAGAAUACCGUGUACUUCGAGGAUAACACGUGUGCGGAUAUUGACGUGAUAGUCUAUGCCACAGGCUACCGCUAUGAAUGUCCGUUCCUGGACCAGUCCAUUCUCACUAUCAAGGAGAACAGGACUCGCCUGUACAAGUACGUCUUCCCGCCUCACCUGGCUCACCCAAGCCUAGGAGUCAUUGGCCUAGUCCAAGCUGUCGGUGCCGUAAUGCCAUUGUCGGAGAUCCAGUCAAGAUGGUUUUGUAAGGUAAUCAAAGGUGAGUGUCGGCUGCCACCAAGGGAGGUAAUGCUGGAAGACAUUUUCCAAAAAGCUAGGAAAAUAGAGAAGGAAUAUUUACAUACACAGCGCCAUGCGCUUGAAACCAUGUGGGUGCCUUAUAUGGACGAGAUCGCAGACCAAAUUGGAGUCCGACCAAACUUUUGGCAGAUGGCUCAGACUGACCCAAAAUUUGCAUUUCGUUGCCUGUUUGGUCCAUGUGUUCCGGCACAGUACAGACUUUUUGGGUCGCACCGAUGGGAUGGAGCCAAAGAUUGCAUAGAAAACGCUUAUUUUAACUGUAGCGCUCCUUUGACGACAAGAAAAGUACCUCCAGCGCCAAAGAGGUUAACUGUAUCUCAGCACAGCUCUAUGAGCCUUUUCACUGGCAAGACCGAGAAACUGUCCGUGCCAGUAGACAAAUCUACGGUAGUUAACCUAUUAAAAGUGUUAUUAUUUGUUUUCUUCCUGUCAUGCCUAUAG
Molecule: messenger RNA, 1644 nt
Organism: Liolophura sinensis
Lineage: Eukaryota; Metazoa; Mollusca; Polyplacophora; Chitonida; Chitonidae
Product: flavin-containing monooxygenase 5-like
Exons: 4
Coding region: 1-1644 (547 amino acids)
Molecular function (GO): flavin adenine dinucleotide binding; N,N-dimethylaniline monooxygenase activity; NADP binding
Source: RefSeq, a predicted model, not a curated record